Mugil cephalus (flathead mullet) is the source of this 3438-nucleotide messenger RNA. RefSeq names its product zinc finger protein 36, C3H type-like 2 (gene zfp36l2). The record is from RefSeq and is a predicted model, not a curated record. Gene Ontology annotation, molecular function: mRNA binding; metal ion binding. Lineage: Eukaryota; Metazoa; Chordata; Actinopteri; Mugiliformes; Mugilidae. The transcript is spliced from 2 exons. Bases 307 to 1638 code for a protein of 443 amino acids.
CAAAGUCGAGCUCACAGUGAAGCACUCUGGCUCAGCGCUUCUCAAAGGGGAGGAAAUAAAACUAUCCGCAACUCAACAAUACAAGCCUAUCCCCCUCCCUUCCUUCACGGCUUUUCCUUCUUUAUCGCACGGACCUACACAGCAAGCAACAAAAACAAAAAAAUACAAAAAAGAAAAAGAAAGAAAGGAAAGAAAACUUGCACGUAAACUUUUGAAGGCAACUUAUUUUUCUUCCUCCUCCACAACCAAAACCAGUCGUGGCACAAACUACCGCUCGUCGCAUUCAGGGAUCCUGCUCGGUCCUCCAUGAAAGAGGGAGUGCGGCAGCAAAUUUGGGGAAAAGAGAUGUCAGCGACCGUCUUGUCUUCUUUCUACGAAAUGGAGAUGUAUUAUAAGGAUAAAAGCGUGAACAUGAACGCCCUACACAUCAACAGCAUGCUGGACAAGAAGGCGGUGGGGGCUCCGGUCACGGCUCCGGGCUCCGGUGGCUCCUUUGCGCCGGGAUUCUUCCGCAGAAACUCCACCAGCAACGUCGAGGCGCUGAACAACGGCAACAAGUACUCGAUGGGCACCUACAGCAGCCUGAAGGAGAACACGCCGAGCACCACCGCCGCCACCACCACGGCUCUCAUGAACAAGGAGAACAAGUUCCGCGACCGCGCUUACAGCGAGAACGGGGACCGGGCCGUGUUGCAGCAGCAGCAGCAGCCGCAACAGCAGCAGCAGCAGCAGAAGCCCGGCUCUCAGAUCAACUCCACCCGCUACAAGACCGAGCUGUGCCGGCCCUUCGAGGAGAACGGGUCGUGCAAGUACGGGGAGAAAUGUCAGUUCGCUCACGGCUACCACGAGCUGAGGAGCUUGUCCCGGCACCCGAAGUACAAAACGGAGCCGUGUCGCACCUUCCACACGAUCGGUUUCUGCCCCUACGGUCCGCGGUGUCACUUUAUCCACAACGCCGACGAGCGGCGGCCCGCGCCGCACGCCAACGCCAACGUGCAGGCGGCGGGGGAGCCCAGGUCCGGCUACGGGCAUAGGGACGUCCUGCCGCCGCAGCAGCAGCAGCAGCAGCUCGGCUACACCCAGCGGGACAGACCAAAGCUCCACCACAGCCUCAGCUUCUCCGGCUUCUCCACGCACCACGGACUCGAGUCGCCCCUGCUCGACAGCCCCACGUCCCGGACCCCGCCGCCUCCCACCACGGCCUCCUCCUCCUCCUGCACCUCCGCCUCCAGCUUCUACGAAGAGGUCCUGUCCCCCAACUCCAUGUCCUGCAUCAACAGCGCCUUCUCCUUCCCCGGACAGGACUUAAAAGCCCUGCUGGCCCCCCUGGCCGUGCACACCCCCAGCGGCUACGCCGGCAGCCACUCCAGCGGCGCUUACUACGGGAACAUGCAGGGCAACGUGUGCCCGUCCUCCCCUCCGACCUACAACAUGAGCCACUUGCAGGCGCUGCGCCGCCUCAACGAGUCGCCGGUGUUCGAGCCUCCUCCCAGCCCGCCAGACUCGCUCUCUGACCGGGAGAGCUACGCGAGCGGGUCCCUCAGCUCUUCCGGGAGCCUCAGCGGCUCCGAGUCCCCGAGUCUGGACGCAGGAAGACGGUUGCCAAUCUUCAGCAGGCUGUCGAUUUCAGAUGACUAAAAAGUUUAAAAAACAAAAAAACAACAACAAAAAAAAAAAAAAAAUGGUGUUUUUAUUUUUCAUAUGGAUUAUGGACUGGUCAGGUGGUGGAAGUACUGGUGGUGGUGGCGGUGUUGGUGGUGGUGGAGGGAGCGGUAAGACUGAGUGAUGUGCCCCCCCUUCUCCCCCUCCUCCCUCCCUCCUUCCUUCCCCAUGGUGCCCUGAUUCCAGCAGCAUCCACCCUGCUGAAGUGCCUUUGAGCAAGACAUUGAAACCCUACCAGCUUCACGGGUGCUCCUGACCCCUCCCUGACCUCCCUGGUGGGGGGCAAAGAGAAGAAGGUCCACCCGCAGGGAUCAAUAAAAGCUUCAUUCAGUUGAAAGUGUCCUUGACCUGGCAUCAGUGUAUUUUUAUUUUUUAUUAUUAUUAUUAUUUUGUGUAUGUAAUAUAGUUGUAUUAAAAAAAAAACCUUAGCUAGCAAACAGAAGGCAUUCCAACAGUGCCUUGCCCAAGGGCUCACGGCAGCCCCCUCUUUUCUUUUUUUUUUUUGUUUUUUUUGUUGUUUUUUUUUUUUUUUUUUGCUCUAUCAGGCAAGCCACACUUUUCCUGGGAUUAGACGUGUGUUUGUGUGUCUGCGUGUGUGUGUCUGCGUGUGUGCGUAACAUGACUUGACAAGAAGAAGAGACUGUAAGCGGUUUCAGAUUUCCUCCCAUCCUGCCAAGAAUAUGCCUUGACUCAAAGUAACAGUUAUUAUUUUUUCUUCUUCUUUAUCAAAGUGUUUUUUUUUUUUCCUUCUCUGAAACUUUCUACUUCCAUUCCAGACCUUUCUUCUUCUUCUUCUCCUCCUUCUCUUUCUUCUUCUUCUUCUCCUUCUCCCAGCGCCACCCAGUGGUUCGUUCAGCUCGUCUAGAUUGUUGCUUGGUUUGAAAAGCACUCUUGAGUUUGGGUUUUUUGUUCGCGGGGGAAAUCACUGCUGAUGGUUGAUAUAUAUUUUUUUAGCUGUUUUUUUUUUUUCUUUUUUUUUUUUUGAGUGAUUUACAUAGCGGUGCAUACCUGUCUAUGGACUAUUUAACUUAUUUAUUAUCUUGUGAAAACAAAAAGUAUAGGCUACAUUGGUAAUUUGUGUCCAUACUGUAUUUAUCAAGUAUGAUGAAGCAAUAGAUCUAUAUUCUUUUAUGUUUAAAUUAUGAUCGCCAUUAUUAAUCUGCAUAAAGUGGAGUGUAUGUUCUUUUCACAGUAAUAUAUAUAUGUUUUUUUCUCCUAUUUUUUUUUUUUUUUUUUUGUAACUUCACUCGGUUAUUUUUAUUGUAAAUGAGUAAAAACAAAAAAAAUCUUAAUUUAAGAGAACGUAUGUGAUAUUUAUUUCAUUAAUUUUGUUUCCUUGUUUACGUUUAUUAAAAAAAAAAAGGUUUGCGUAUUUUGCUGUUUCCUCCUGAGGUUGUGUCAGUGCUGUAGAAGGCUUUCCUUUUUUUUUUUUUUUUUUUUUUAUUUCUAGGAUCCCGAUUCAGAUGUUUCUGUAGAAUGUAUAAACGAUGUGGUUGUACAGACCGUCCAAACUAUUUUUUUUUUUUUUUUUUUGUCGAUCUAGAUCAGACUUUCAGCGACAAAGAAUCCAAGUCAAUAAAUUAACCAAAAAGUAUUUCUUUUUUUUUUUUUUUUUUUUCCUCUCUGUUUGCACGAGGUCACACUGUGAUUCCAGCCACGUGCUAAAGAAUGUAGCAAUCCCUUGUGCCCCAGUAUUAUUAUUGUGUAGUGCCUGUGGGGUUCACCAUCUUGACAUGCCUUAAAAUUAACCAAAUAAAGUAUUUUUCCUACAUUUUA